Molecule: messenger RNA, 5772 nt
Organism: Doryrhamphus excisus (bluestripe pipefish)
Lineage: Eukaryota; Metazoa; Chordata; Actinopteri; Syngnathiformes; Syngnathidae
Source: RefSeq, a predicted model, not a curated record
CAAAGAUAUUUUGCCCUCCUCCCGGAACGCAGCGGCUUGAAAAAGAAUGACAAGCAACCCCUGAUAAGUCACCCAUAAUAUGCCACCCACGGAGUGUUUUACUGCGUCGAUUGGUACUAUAUCGGAAGAAACUCAAGUGAUAACAUUUUCUUCGGAGCUGCUGAAGAGGACUUUCUAUUGUGGGAAGAGCCUGAGCUGUACAGCGGGAUGGCUAAUCGAGCAGAGUGUUGCUAAUGCUAAUAAUAACAACUGUUAGCAUGCUGGAGGGAAUAUCUCAAUGCGGAGACCUGGAGGAGAAGGAAACUGCCUGCUGAAUGAGCCGACAACAUUCCAUAUCGUGAGGGCUGAAGGAGGAGAUCACAAUGUACCGGAGCCCUCAGCACCCCAUUAAGUCCAGCUGCAGCAAUAGCUCCAGCAUCACAGAGCUGCUCGCCGCCCUGUGUGACAGCAGCCUAGCCGGGGUGUCAUGGAAGCGUCGGGCCAUGGGAGGCAUCUCAAGGGAGGAGUUCCGCAAAGCCUUAAAAAAGCGUGUCUAUGGCGCACUGCUGUCAAAGCUUUUCCAGGAAGGCAGCAAGGCCCCCGCCUCUGGCCCUAUGGCGAGCUCACCUCCCAGGAACCAAGUCCUCAUGAUAUGUUUUGACUUGAGAGUGGCUGGCUGCCGGGAGGAGGCAGAGAAGCUGGAGGAGCAGCUGGAGAAGCUUCCGGAAGGCCCCUUGUCAGGUUUGAGUGAAAUAGAUGCAGUCCUGGAGCUCCUGGUCCUCUUGGCGGGCUCCACUCCCCCACCCUCGGCCUCCUUCAGUCGGGACUAUAUGAGGCGAGAGAGGCCUGUGCUGCGCAGACCUCCACCCUGGGGCUACCAGAGUGAGGAGCUGCAGAGGCUGGAGGCCCGGGCGUGGGGGCUGGUAUGCGGGGAGGAGUGGGCAUCCUUGGAGAGCGUGUUUGUCACUCAGAGGGUAAUGGAUGCCCAGCCAGGCACAGGCUUGUUAGCUCUGCGGACUAAAAUGGACACAGAAGAAAGAUUUGAGAGGGAGACCAGGCUGACCCUUUUUGGAGCUUUGCAUCAUACCCGAACCUCAGACUUGGACAUCAGACUGGACUUGCCUCCUGUGCCCAGUAAUGUGGACCUGACUGGGCUGGCCAUCAGGGUUCCGCCAUGCUUGGAUCAGUCUGAAGAUGAAGGCUUUCAGUCUGCGUCCAACAUGACCCCGGACUCUCAGUCGGAGCCCAGUCCCAGUCCAGAGGUUGAUUUGUGGGAGGCUUUGAGAACAUUUGAACCCGGAGUACGCUGUUGCUGGGAAUCUAUUGGCUGGCCACCCGGGAGAAAAGAGUCUUUGUACCUUAGUGAAAGCGGAAGAGAGGCCUUCGACCAGAUUUAUCACCUCUGGGAGGGUGAAAUGAGGAUGGUCAGCACAAGCACACCCUCCCCGCCCCUGCCGCUGCCGCUUGACUCUCAGAUGCUGUUGGUGGGCGACCUCCUGAAUGUGCUUAUUGGUGUCACGUCCGCAACCUUCCCUCUUAAUAAGAGUGUUCAUUUCGACAUCCGGCCUGGUGUGUGCGUGUCAGGGGCCUCUCCGGAGAGUGUCUCUCGUCUUUUGGCAGAACUGGCCCAGUAUGGCACCUACUACCUGAGGCUGAGCCGCUUCUCUCUACAGAGUGCUGACAAGAAAGGUCUGGUCUUCCAGGCAUUCACAGGAGGUCUGAGGAAGUACUUGCAUUACUACAGAGCAUGUGUUCUCAGCACACCGCCCACACUUAGCCUGCUGACCAUUGGCUUCCUUUUCCGCAAAGUGGGCCAACAACUCAGGUACCUGUCAGAACUGUGCCACGUGGACGGGCCUCUGGGUGGCGACCAGGCCGCCUUCCCUGUGGGCGUCAAGCUUCUCUCCCACCUGUACAACGAAGCCCAGAACAACUGCAGCAACGAGAACUACCCAGUCCUGCUGUCUCUCCUCAAGAGCAGCUGUGAGCCGUACACCAGGUUCGUGUCCGACUGGGUGUACAGUGGCGUGUUCCGAGAUGUUUACAAAGAGUUCAUGAUCCAGGUCAAUGAAGAGUACCUCGGCGUCAGAGACUAUCACUUCUGGGUCAAUGGCUACACUUUGAUCUCCAAAGACGUGGAGGAAUGUGUGCCCGUUUUCCUGAGACACAUUGCUAAUGACGUGUACGUCUGCGGGAAGACCAUCAACCUCCUCAGGAUCUGCUGCCCUCAGCACUACAUCUGCUUGUCAGAGCUGCCUGUGCCUCGCAUCGCCGUCACUUUCUCCCUGCAGGAGGUGGAGCAGAUUGAGAGGGACUGCGCUGUGUACCGAGGGCGCAUGGAGAGGAUCGCCAAGCACAGCGCCGUCAGCAGGGAGGUGCAGGCCCAGCGAGCUGAGGAGGCGCGCCAGGAGCUGAUCAAUCAGGUCAGAGCGUCGGCAGCCAAAACACUGGAGAGCAUCCGUGGGCGCCAGGUGUCACAGCGUCUGGCGGAGGAGGCCAAGAAGAGGGAGCGAUUCGAGGAGCUCAAGCACCACCUGGAGCAGGAGCAGGAGUGGCGCAGUUCGGCCAAGAAGAAGCAGGAGGAUAACGACUUCAGCUUCGCCCGAGAGCUGCGAGACCGGGAGAAGAGACUUCAAGCGCUGGGGGAGCAACUGGAGCAGAGAGCCAGGAAGGAACUGAUCGCUCAGUUCAGCCACAUGUCGGAGGACGCAGCUCGCCGGGAGAGGCGGGCCUUGUGGAGGGUGCAGAGGUUGAGAUUUGACACAGCCCGUUCUGACUUCUUCAUGCACGACCAGCAGCAGUUGAAGGCGUUAUUAGAGAAAUAUCCUUUGGGCCAGGAGGGAUGCCCAGCGUCACCGGCUCAGCAUACAUCACCGCCGGACACGCUCACCCAGGAAUUGCUCGAAACAAAAGAGGAGAAAGCCCAAGAAUUAGAACCUUCUCACACAGUAGGCGACACCGCCAUUUUCAUCUCUGGCGACUUUCGCCCAGAGCCGAACGCCACCUCACCGGGGAUGGGCUCCAACCUCCCUGAGGAGUGUCCCACAGCACAGCUAAUAGACUACGACUUUAGCACCCCCUUCAGUCCGCUUGGAGGAAUCACCCCACCUCAUCCCAAACCGCGUUGUGACUACACCCAAAACCACCCCUCCUUUUCCCACUUUCCCAUGGGUGAGAAUGUGCCUCUCAUCCUUGACAGGCUCCCAAAGGCCAGCCCCUUUGGCCACGCCUCCAAAUCCAGCUUCCCCAUUGGCCAGUUCACCCCGGAAGAGCCGGGACAUGCGUCCAAAAGAAGUGUCGCUGGAGUUCCUUGUGAGGGAGCUACACAGCUUGGAGAAGGUGAUGGUUCUGUGCUGCUGGAGAAGAAAAAUGGAACCCAUGAAGGUGUUGUUGAUAAGGAUGUUGUUCCUCAACAAAAACAUGAUGGUGUUUGGAACCUUUCAAAUAGUACCGGGGUUAAUUAUCCCAUGUGUGAGCAUAGUGUUGAUCACAAUGUUGAGAAAUCAAACAUGGCCACCCCUCUAUCUCCAAUGAAGAUUGGUCAUCCCUCCGAUUCACACAUCAACAUUGGCCAGCAUGUCUCAGAUGUCCAAGCCUCGCUCCCGUCCUCCAACAUCCAUGGCCACGCCACUGAUGCUCACAUCAAAGUUGGAGAGAAUGUGUCGGACUUUGUUGCCCCGGUCCCCUCCCGAAACCCCCAUGGCCAUGCCUCCGACGCCCACAUUAAAGUCGGCGAAAACAUCUCUGAAGCGGCGGCGGUGCUGCCCUCCCCCAGUGUGCACGGCCAUUCAUCGGACGCCAACAUCAAAGUAGGCGAGUUUGUUUCCAAUGUUCCAGACGCGCGACCCCGUUGGAGCAAGCAUGGGCACGCCUCUGACUGCACCCUCCAGCCGGGCUGCGUGGUCUCCGGGUUGGAGCCCACCUCGGCAGCCUUGCCCGGAAGCGCUCAUGGCCACGCAUCAGACUCUGUGCUGGUAACGGGAUGUGUGGUCGCGCAGGAGGAAGUCAAACGUUCACCUCACGCUCUACCCGACAGCGCCCAAGGCUACUCCUCCGACUCCAACUUGGGCGUGAGCUGUGGGCUCACCUGUCGUGACCCGCCUCCUACGUUGCUGCCAGGCCAUCGGUACGGACACGCCUCUGACUCCACGCUGGGGGUGGGCUGUGUGGUGUUGGGGGCAGAACCACAAGUUGCCCCUCUACCAGGCAGCGAGUACGGACACUCGUCACAUUCUUCUUUGGGAGGCGGAUGUGUGGUUGGAGGGACAGCUGAUGACAAAACGAAUGCUCAAGGUGUCCUGUCAACAGAGAUGCACAAGCAGCAGCAGGCGGAGGGCGCCGGGUCGGACUGGUCCCCCGGAGAGAAGUUUGAGCAGGAGUACCUCUUGGCCUUGUCUGCUGGGUACCAGGUGGAUCACUACGAAGACUGUUACAACCUCAUGGAUUCGUCCCCUGAGUGUCAGCUGCUCAAGCACGUCACCCGGAGCCCGUGGGGCCUGCCCCUGGAGUUCCACCAGGCCACGGACACCACGGCAGUGCAGCUCAGCGAGAUGGUCUCCUUGCCGGUCCUGAUCAAGCACUCUGUCACUGCGCCUCUUAUCACACAUGUGUCGCUAGUGAACAAGGCGGUAGUGGACUACUUCUUCGUGGAGUUGGGGGUGGAGCGACACUUUGAGGCGCUGCGCCACUUCCUCCUGAUGGAGGACGGCGAGUUUGCGCAGUCGCUCAGCGAUCGGCUCUUUGAGAAGCUGGGCAGCGGGCAGACCCCCGGCGAGCUGCUCACCCCUCUGGUGCUCAACUCCAUCCUGAGCAAAGCGCUGCAGUACAGCCUUCACGGCGACACGCCCCUCGCUGCCAACUUCACCUUCGCGCUGCGCUUCCUGCCCGACACCUUUCACCCGCACGCCCCCGACGCCCUCAACUGCCUGGAGCUGCGCUACAAGGUGGACUGGCCUCUGAACAUCAUCAUCACGGACGGCUGCAUGAACCAGUACAACCGCCUCUUCUCCUUCCAGCUGCAGCUCAAACACAUGGUCUGGAGCCUCAGAGACGUCUGGUUCCACCUGAAGAGAACUGCGUUGGUGAAAGGCGCCGCCCACUCGGUGCAGUUCCGUCAGCUGCAGCUGUACCGCCACGAGAUGCAGCACUUUGUCAAGGUCAUCCAAGGUUACAUCGCCAACCAGAUCCUCCAGGUGUCGUGGAGCGAGUUCACCGCCAAGGUGGCCGCCGCCACCGACCUGGACGCCAUCCACCGCACGCACGCCGACUACCUCAACAGAGCCAUCUUCAGGGCUUUGCUGACGAAGAAGGCGGCGCCGGUGAUGAACAUCAUCCACAGCAUCUUCAGCUUCAUCCUCAAGUUCCGGGCUCAGCUCAUCGCGCAGCCUUGGUGCAGCCAGCAGGGGGAGGCGGUGCACCCCGGCUUCGUGGCCAUGCAGCAGUCAUACAACACCUUCAAGUACUACUCCCACUUCCUUUUCAAAGUGGUGACCAAACUGGUGAACAGAGGCUACCAGCCUCACUUGGAAGACUUCCUCCUUCGUAUCAACUUCAACAACUACUACAAAGACUCUUGAAGGAACAUUUCAUCUCCACGCAGACGAACAUCAAACCAUCAAGCUAUUUGUACAAAGGGAAACAUGCUAGUAUUAAAGAUGCCAUGCUUUAAUUGGAUGUCAUAUGCAUGUUUUUUUUCAUCAAUCCCGACUGUUGAUGGAGUACACACAGGUAGUACAGGUAGACGUAGCAGUGGUGGUAGAAGGUUGGAGAAAAAAACAACACUUAGUCAUGAUU